AUGAUAACAUUACCUGUAUCAUCUCCUGCUAUAAUAAGCAAAUGUAAAUGUGAUAAAAAGAAAAUAGAAGCAUAUUCACUAAUAACAAUUACUUCAUCAAUAAAUUCACAUUCUUUAACAACAACAACACUUAGUAUCACAGCUCGGCAGCAUGUGGUAGAUCCCGGUACGAAAUCAAUUUCGGAGCCAACUAAAGCUUUUGUCGAAAAUUCAGCUUUAACAUAUAAACUCGUUUUGAAUAUACCGCCUUUUCUACCUAAUCUCACUGAUUUCGAUCCACAAAAUUCUCUUACUACGGAUGAUUUAGCCAAUCUUAAUAAAUGGGGAUUCAAUGUUAUACGUUUUUAUGCAGCAUGGAUGGGUGUUUAUCCACAUUCCUCGACAGAAAUCAAUUAUGAAUAUUUGAUGCAAUUAUCGAAAGCUGUAUCAAUGAUGGAGAAUCACGGCAUUUAUACUCUUUUAGAUUGUCAUCAGGAUAUAUUCUCAAGAUUUUUCUGUGGAGAAGGAGUUCCUGAUUGGGUAGCUAUAUUCGAAGGUAAUCAAACACUUAUGACAUUUCCAUUUCCAUUGGCGUUAAACAUAACUCGAGAACCGGAUACAGGCUAUCCGAUACUUGAAGAAUGUCUUAAACGGUCCUUCGGUCAAUAUUAUCUCACAGAAGCAGUGACAAACGGAUUCAAAAUGCUAUACACAAAUGGUAAUGGUACUCGUGAAUCAUUUGCAUCUUUCUGGCGUACAGUUGCCAAUCAAUUUGCUAAUCGUUCAUCUGUUCUCGGUUAUGAACUACUCAAUGAACCAUCAUUUCCAUCACUGGCAGAUGUUUUGGAGAUUGGUCGUGUUGAUCAAGAAUAUCUUGCACCUAUGUAUAAACAGUUACAUGAGGCGAUUCGUCAAGUUGAUGAUCAACAUCUCAUCUUUUUCGAACCGUGCUCCUUUGAUCUUCUAGAAACAGGUUUUACAGAAGGACCUGGUGGAAUCGAAUACAAUAAUCGACAAGUCUUUAGCUACCAUAUAUAUUGUCUGGAUGUUAAUAAACGAGGAGAUCCAAAAUCAGAUCUAAUUUGUGAAAUCAACGAUUUGAUUUUGAUGAAUGCACGCAUUGCAGAAGCACGCAAGAAGAAGUUUGGAGGUAUGAUGUUGACAGAAUUUGGCGGCUUAAGUAAUUCAACAGAAGGUAUCAAAGAACUCAAUCGUAUUAUGGAAUUCGCCGAUGAUCAACUGCAAAGUUGGUCCUAUUGGCAAUUCAAAAAAUAUGGCGACUUAACAACAUCCGUCAGUCCAGCUACCACAGAAUCCUUCUACACUGAAGAUGGAAAGUUGGAAAUAAACAAAGUACGAGCAUUAUCACGAACAUAUCCUCAAGCCAUUGCAGGUCUCCCGUUGUCUAUGUCGUUUGAUCCUACCACGGCUAAUUUCGAAUUACGUUUCAUAAUUAAUACAGACAUUGAAAAACCUACUGUUAUCUAUCUCAAUGAAGAGUUCAAUUAUCCUCAUGGCAUCAUUAUCAACGUUACUCCAUUAGAUUCACUUGUAUGGACAUCUAGCAUUCAUAACUAUUAUGAAUUCAUUCCAGCUGCUUCUACUAAAAAUCGUACAAUGAUUAUUCUUCAAAUUUUACCUCAGACUGAACACUGGUUUUACAAGAUUUUAAAUUGGAUCAGAGAACAUUGGUUUGUUUGA
Messenger RNA from Rotaria sordida, 1680 nucleotides. The record is from the annotation of a GenBank genome assembly. Lineage: Eukaryota; Metazoa; Rotifera; Eurotatoria; Philodinida; Philodinidae.